AUGUUUUCAUUUAAUUCUUUCGUUCUUUCUAUUUUGCUUUUCACCGUUUUUUUUUCUUUCUUAAUCCUUUUUUUUUCUUUUAAUUUCAUUCUUCCAUUCUCUUUCUCACGUUCCUUCUUUGUAUUAAUUACAUUUUGUUCUUCUAUUCCUUAUUUUUCCUUUUUUAUUUCUGUUGUCCUCUUUCUCCUACUUUUCUUUCUUUUAUGUUUCCUUAAAUCUUAUUUCUCGUUGUCUUUCAUUUUUCGAUACAUAUUCUUUGGAUGCAUUUUAAUUCGUUACUUCUUAUUUUUUUGUAUUUUUCCUUUUGUUCUUUUUUUCUUCUUACUUUCUUUCUUAUUUUCUUUCUUUCUUCUUUCUUUCUUAUUUUUUCCUUCAUUUCUUUCUUUUUCUUCUUUCUUUCUUACUUUCUUUUUCUUUUUCUUUUCUUUUCUUUCUUUCUUUUUCUUUCUUUUAUUCAUUAUUUUUCUUUUUUACUUUCUUUUUCUUUGUUUAUUUAUUUGCUAUCUUUCUUUCUUUUUUUCUUUUUUUUUUUCUUUCUUUCUUUCGUUGAUUCAUUCUAUUUUUUUUGAGGCAUUUGUUCUUCCCUUAAUUUAUUUCCAUAUAAUUACUUUCUUUUUCUUUCAUUCUUUCUAUAUUUGCAUUUCUUCUUUUUCUUUCUAUCACAUAUUUUGCAAUUUUCUUCAACAUCUUUAUUUUGAUGACUUUCUUUUCUUUCUUGAUAUUGUCUUGAAUCCUUUUCUUUUUUAUCUUCUUUCUUUUUAUUUCUUCCUCUUCUUUUCUUUCGGUCUUUCUGCAUAUUUUCACAGAUACUCUCAUUCCUUUGCUUUCGUUAAUUCUUUCUUUUUUUUCUUUAUAUGUUCUCCGUUUUAUAUCUUUUCCUUCUUUUAUUUAAUUUUUUAUAUCUUAUUGUAUCCUUUUCUUUCUACUUUUCUCCCUCUCUCUGUCACUUUGUAUUUUCUUUCUUUCUUUCUUUCUUUCUUUCUUUCUUUCUUUCUUUCUUUCUUUUCUUUCUCUCUCUCUCUCUCUCUCUCUCUCUCUCUCUCUUUCGCUCAUCUUGUUUUUUUUCUUAUUAUUUUCUCGGAUUAUUUCAGUCAUUCGUGUCAACUGAAUUUGUUUUUUUAUCUUUCUUGCUUGUUUUUAAAAAUAUUUUAUUCGUUUUCUUUGUGUUUCAUUCUUUCCUUCUUUCUUUCUUUCUUUCUUUCUUUCUUUCUGUAUUCUUGA
Molecule: messenger RNA, 1221 nt
Organism: Acanthosepion pharaonis
Lineage: Eukaryota; Metazoa; Mollusca; Cephalopoda; Sepiida; Sepiidae
Source: the annotation of a GenBank genome assembly